This is a messenger RNA of Helianthus annuus (common sunflower), 980 nucleotides long. RefSeq lists its product as uncharacterized. The record is from RefSeq and is a predicted model, not a curated record. The coding region runs from base 109 to 948 and encodes 279 amino acids. The transcript is spliced from 3 exons. NCBI's taxonomy places the organism in Eukaryota, Viridiplantae, Streptophyta, Magnoliopsida, Asterales, Asteraceae.
UUUGCUAGCCGUGGUACGGCUAAGAAGAUUUUGUUGAAUCCUCCCAAGAGUUUCCACGACUGGAAACCCAAGUUCUUCUUCAUCCGGGAGGAAGUCUUGCCAAUAGCUAUGCCGUUUAGGGAAUGGACCGAGGUUAUACCAAAGGAGGACCUUCCUAUACCGAAGUCUGCUCAGUGGUAUCAGCAGCUUACCGCAACCCCUAACCGGGUAUUUGGGGAGAAUGUUCUGGUUGCUGCCAAGAUGAGUGACCAGUGGUCACCUAGUAGCAGGGAACUCCCGGUCUUGAAGAUCGGGGAUCAAGAGACGCAACUCUAUCAGGCUGCCUUCCCAGCCUUUGGUGGCUCCAUGGGCGUUCGCCCUCUGCGCGAUGAUGAGGAAGGCUGGUAUGACCAGAUAAAAGGGAACUUCAUGUUUCCUCCUGCUGACGCCUUCGCCUCGCCGCCGGAUGCAACUGAAGGUGUGUUGCGCGAUCUGGGGGUUGACCCAGAGGAGAAGAAGAAGAAACCUUCGAAGAAGAAAAAGAAGGCGGAUGUUGAAGUGACCAGCAAGGGUCUUGGCGCCAGUCGCGCAACUACUGCUGCUGUCAAAGGUACGCUUCGCCUCCGGCAACGUGACUUAGACGAUUACGUGAUAAUCAGUGACUCUUAUGAAGGUUUAUCAUAUGCAGCUAUGGGAAAGACUGGCGCUGGUGGGUCAAAGGGCUCUGGGAGCGCGGGUUCUCGUAACCCGGAUGCUGACGCAACUCCAUCUCAACCUGAGGAUGAAGAAGAAGAGGAAGAAGAGACUGCCCCGUUGAUUGGAAGAAAGAGGGGUAGAAGCGAGGCGACAACUGGUAUGGCCUCUGCGCCUGUUUCAGUUGUUAUUCCCGUUGUUGGGAAGAAGAGCAAGUUGCGCUCGUUAUACCAGUUUUCUCCUGGUAUGCUCUUAUCUCCCUUCUUUAUAAUUUAACCUCUUUUUGCUCAAGUGCGUUUGCUUUAUUC